AUGAUUGGUUUAACAAAAUCAUUAUAUUUUUUAGUACAAAAUGAAAGAAAAAUAAAAGUACAUAGAUUGAAAAUUCCUGAAAUAAUUAAAUUGCUUAAAAAAAAUAAAGAAUUAAAGAAGGAUGAUAUAGAUAAUAUAAAUAUACAAAUAAUUAAUAAUAUAAAUUAUAUAGACCCACAAAAAAUAAUAAGAAAUAUAUGCAAUAAUAUAAGGAUAAAAGAAGAUUUGAAAUCUUUGAAAAAAAAAAUUUAUUUUAAUCAUUUAUUAUUACGAACAAUAAUAAAUAAUAAAAAUCUUCAAUUAUACGAAUUUAAGGAAGACGAAUAUAAUAAAAAAAAUGAAAAUUUAAUAAAAACUAAUGAAAAUGUUAGAAAAAUAUAUGGAAGAAAUAAAAGAAAUAUAAACAAGAAAAUCACAAUUAAUACAAAUUAUGAAAAAAAAGAAUUAGAAUCAAAAUCAAAUUUAGAUAUUUAUAAUUCUAAUGAAAUGAAUAAUGAAAACUUUAAAUUAUUUGAUUUAACAAAUAAUUAUAAUAGUUUUGUGUUAGAUAAUAUUUUAAAGAAUAUUUGUUCAUAUAUAUAUAAUUUUAAAGUGUUAAAUAGUUUAAAUCAAAAAGAAAAAAAUGGUUACGAAAUGAUAUCUGUUUUAUUAAUAUCAAACAUUUUUAAUAAUUUUUUUCAUUUAAAAUAUGGAUACAAAUAUAUUGUACAUUUUUUAAAUGGAUUAAAUUUAUAUAAAAUUAAAAAGGAAGUAAAUAUUAAAAACCUAAACUUUAAAUUAAUAAGUGAUUAUUUAACGAAUUUUAAAGAAAAGAACAUUUUUGAAAAAGAAUACAAUAUUUCUUUUGUUAUAGAUUAUCUAAGUAAGUAUGAGAGAAAAGAUGAUUAUUUACAUAAUAAAAAAAAUAAUAUAGAUGAGAAUAAUUAUAUACAGAAAUAUCAAGACGAAAAUAAGAAAACUACUUAUAUUGUUAAUACUAAAGAAAAUAUCUUAUUAUCCUAUAAUUUAAAUGAAUCAUUUUUAAAUUAUUUUUUAAAUAUAAUCAUAAAUAAAUAUAAUGUUGAAAAAAUGAGUUUUACUAAUUAUUGUUCAUUAAUGCAUUUAUACAGUAUAUCAAAUCAUUUCGUGAUUGAUUUCUUUACAUCCUUCCCAGUUUUAUUUUUGAAAAAUAAAAUGUAUAUGAAUAUUAAUAUAAUUAUUAUUUUAUUAAAUUCAUGUAUUUUUUUUUUAAAAGAUAAAUCAUUUUUGACCAAUUUUCAUUCUUUUCAUAUUCAUAUAAAUUCAGAUGAAAUCAAAAAAUUAAAUGAAGAAAAUAAUACUUUGGAUAUUUUAAAGGAAAAAAUAUAUUCAUUAACAGAACAAAUAAUAAAUUAUUUAGAAAUUAAUAAAGAAAUUAUGAAUAUUAAUCAUCUGUUACAAGUAUUAGAAAUAUUAUCUUAUAUAAAAUAUAACAAAACUUUGUUUUCAUAUAUAUUCAAUCAAAUAAAUAAUAGUUUAUGUUUAUUAGACAAAUAUCAAAUAUUUUAUUUUCUUAAUUCCUUAUCAAAUUAUGAUAUAAUAUAUAAUGAAACAAAAAAUAAUAUAUAUAAUCAAACAAUUAAAAAUAUAGAUCAUUAUUCAUUUUAUGAAAUAAAACAGCUGGAAAAACAUUUACAGAUUAAAUAUUAA
This is a messenger RNA of Plasmodium gallinaceum, 1668 nucleotides long. RefSeq names its product conserved Plasmodium protein, unknown function. NCBI's taxonomy places the organism in Eukaryota, Apicomplexa, Aconoidasida, Haemosporida, Plasmodiidae. The record is from RefSeq and is a predicted model, not a curated record. Bases 1 to 1668 code for a protein of 555 amino acids. The transcript has a single exon.